UUGCCUUGAUAAGUUCAUCGUGCGAGGUGUUGCGCGAAGCGCCUCUGUUGCAUCAACGACGAAUCAAUCAUCUCGCAGUCACCGUUCAGCAAGAUGUACCUCCUUCACUGCGUGCUGGUCAUCCUACUUGUUACAGUUGCGGUGGGUGGCGACAUGCUAAGGAAAAGCAUCGUGUUCGACAAGGCGACUCCUGACGUCUUCUACUGCCCUGUCGAGAAGCUCAUGACUUUCGACAAAAUGUACGUCAGGGCGAGGCCUCUCAAGAAACUAUGCGAAUUCGACGGUGAACGGUUACCCGAUGACUACAAGAGCGACUGCUACAACGAUGUUGACGAGUCCGAUUUUGCGUGUCGAGAAAAGAAACGCAUCAUGAUGCGGAUGGACGACGAAGAAGCAGAGGCUCUGAAAUCUUACGCUGCGCAAGUCAAAAUCGAUCACGCAAACGCCCUCUAGACAACUUAGUAUUCAUUUAAUGUUGCUACCGACCAGCUUUAAUAUUUUAGAUUCGGUCCAUGAAAUUCGAUACAAUGUAUCAAUACUGCGUAUUAUUAAGACUUCUAAAUUGGACCAAAUUCAACAUGUACUUCACCAGCUGCCUAUUCAUACUUUGAAUAGGCAGCUCUUCUUUCAAAAAGUAGUAUCAAAGCGCUAGUAAUAUGUUACUUGAAAAUUUUUCUUCAAAAGAUUUUUAUACUUGCCUAAAUUAUGAUAUUAUUUCUGCAAUAGAAGAGCGAUAAGAUGAUUUUCGAGAACAUUUUCCUCUUUUCACGCGGACCAUGUGCAACUUUAUUUUAGUGAUGGGGAUUUAAUAGAUUUAUUUUAAAGUAGAGCAUGUGUAGUGUUUAUUGUGUACACUCUAAUUGAAAAACAUCCUAGCGAAUAUUUUUAGCAUUGCCGCAUGUUGGCUUGAACACGGUCAACAGGUUUUCAGUGCAAUUUCCUUCAAAUGUAUAAUGGUAACAAUAACCUCAAAAAAACAUACAAAUUUCCAAGAAAUUUCACGUAUCAUAUUCAACGUAACGAUUGCACGUGCCUUACUAAUCAUUAAAUCAUGGUUCCGUAUUUCGAGCUUCUAUUAACGAUGGGCCACUAAUGUACAUCUCACACUGCGUACCAAAGUUACUUUCGUAUAGAAGAUUUUAAUAUAUCAAUGUACACAUCA
Hyalella azteca is the source of this 1162-nucleotide messenger RNA. RefSeq lists its product as uncharacterized. The transcript is spliced from 5 exons. The coding region runs from base 94 to 453 and encodes 119 amino acids. The record is from RefSeq and is a predicted model, not a curated record. Lineage: Eukaryota; Metazoa; Arthropoda; Malacostraca; Amphipoda; Hyalellidae.